Callorhinchus milii (elephant shark) is the source of this 4480-nucleotide messenger RNA. Its product is annotated as choline transporter-like protein 5. Gene Ontology annotation, molecular function: transmembrane transporter activity. NCBI's taxonomy places the organism in Eukaryota, Metazoa, Chordata, Chondrichthyes, Chimaeriformes, Callorhinchidae. The record is from RefSeq and is a predicted model, not a curated record. Gene Ontology annotation, cellular component: membrane. Gene Ontology annotation, biological process: transmembrane transport.
CAUAUACACACACACACAUAUACACACACACACACAUAUACAGAGACUGAAUGAAUUCUGCAAGUGGUCAGAACGAUGGCUCGCAACGCAGCGGAGAGACGCGACUCUACUACGUACGGUGAGCCACGUAAGUUUGACCCAACAUUCAAGGGGCCACUUCACAACAGGCGUUGUACUGAUUUCCUUUGCUUUGUAUUAUUCAUUAUCGUGAUCCUUGGGUACAUGGCACUUGGUGUUGUUGCCUGGGUCCAUGGAGACCCAAGAAAAGUGAUCUACCCUACCGAUAGCCACGGACAAUUCUGUGGCCAGCAAGGCACUGCCAAUCAGAACAAGACAAUUUUAUUCUACUUCAACAUUCUCAAGUGUGCAAGUCCUGCAGUGCUUAUAAAUUUGCAGUGUCCAACGAAGCAGCUCUGUGUUACAAAGUGCCCAGACCGGUUUGCAAGUUAUAUCAACAUGCAAGCACAGUCCUACAGAAACAAAAAAAACUAUUGGAAGUAUUACAGACAGUUUUGCAAACCGGGCUUCGAUAACCCUAGAAAGUCAGUUGCAGAAGUGUUGCGAGAUGAAGACUGUCCUUCAAUGAUUGUUCCCAGCAGACCCUUCCUACGGAGAUGCUUUCCUGACUUUACAACCAAGAAUGGAAUAUUAACUGUAGCGAACAAGACAACUUUCAAAGAUGGACUUGGUAAAACACGAAAUGUGACUGACUUAAGGGACGCUGCCAAUGGCAUAAAUGAUGUUCUUGAUGCGAGAGAGGUUGGAAUGAAGAUUUUUGAAGACUAUACUAACUCCUGGUUCUGGAUUUUAAUUGGGUUGGUCAUUGCAAUGGUUGUGAGCUUGGUGUUCAUCCUACUCCUGCGGUUUACAGCUGGCGUACUAUUCUGGUUUGUGAUCUUUGCAGUAGUUGGGGUGAUAGGCUAUGGUAUCUGGCACUGUUACUGGGAGUACAGCAGCCUCAAAGGCAAGCCUGGAGCAGAUGUUGCUAUCUAUGACAUUGGGUUCCAGACAGAUUUCAGGAUCUAUCUGCAGCUCAGGCAGACGUGGCUGGCUUUUAUGAUUUUUCUUUGCAUUAUUGAAGUGAUCAUCAUACUGAUGCUGAUUUUCCUAAGAAAAAGAAUUUUUAUUGCAAUUGCACUCCUCAGGGAAGGGAGCAAGGCCAUAGGAUAUAUUAUGUCUACAUUAUUCUACCCGAUCAUCACCUUUGCUCUAGCCAUCUGUAUUUCCUAUUGGGCAGUCACAUCUAUAUUCCUAUCAACGUCUGGUGAAUCAGUAUACAAAGUGAUGGCCAACCAGGGCCACUGUAUAUAUGCAAACAAAACAUGCAAUCCUGAGACAUUUAAUUUGACCAAUGUCAGCAAAGUAUGCCGGGGUGCUCAGUGUUCAUUUGCUUUCUAUGGUGGGGAAAGCAUUUACCACAAAUACAUCCUUGUCCUUCAAAUCUGCAACCUUGUUGUCUUCUUGUGGCUUGUGAACUUUGCAAUUGCAUUGGGACAGUGCACGUUGGCUGGUGCCUUUGCCUCCUAUUACUGGGCCUUUAAGAAGCCAGCUGAUAUACCAGCAUUCCCUCUGCUUGCAUCAUUUGGCCGUACACUGAGGUACCACACAGGUUCAUUGGCUUUUGGCUCUUUAAUUCUUGCAAUUGUCCAAUUUAUAAGAAUCAUUUUGGAAUACCUGGAUAAUAAACUGAAAGGUGCACACAACCAGUUUGCCAAAUUUGUGCUGUGCUGCAUGAAAUGUUGUUUUUGGUGUUUGGAAAGGUUCAUUAAAUUUCUUAAUAGGAAUGCAUAUAUAAUGAUUGCAAUAUAUGGUAAAAAUUUCUGCACAUCUGCAAAGGAAGCCUUCUUUUUGCUGAUGAGGAAUGUUGUCAGAGUGGCAGUAUUAGAUAAAGUUACAGAUUUUCUACUGUUCCUGGGGAAACUCCUGAUUGUUGGAGGUGUAGGUGUGCUUGCGUUUUUCUUCUUCACACGCAGAAUAACUAUAAUUGCAGAUGAGGCACCAGUGUUAAACUAUUAUUGGGUACCUUUGAUGACUGUGAUAUUUGGAUCGUAUCUAAUUGCACAUGGUUUCUUCAGUGUCUACGCAAUGUGUGUAGAUACUUUAUUCCUCUGUUUCUUGGAAGAUUUAGAGAGAAAUGAUGGCUCACCAGAGAAGCCCUAUUUCAUGAGUAAGUUAUUGAGGAAGAUUCUGAACAAGAAGAAUAAAGUCAAGGAGGAAUGAAGAAUAUGGUGCAAACUACGUCAUUCCUCAGCUUGUUUGCAUAAAUAUUAGGUUGUCCAUAUCGGAAUUUAAAAAGUCAAGCAAAUCCGAACAAUAUUUCGUGACCAUGCUUUGUUAAAAUCGACAUGGUUAGAGAAUUUGGAAGCCUAGUGAUAAGUGGCUACAAAAACAGGAAGAUGUGUGAAUAUGUAAAUGUACACUAAGUAUUCCAUUGUAGAUAGGUCAAUAGAAAGGUACUUUUAUUUCAAGCUUUCAACAAACUAAUGGUAAAUCCCAAAGGCAACAAAUUGACAACAUUCCAGCUAAGGAAGAACAGAAAAUACCAUUGAAAAUAAUAUUCUAUUGGAAAUAAUGCCCGCAGUAUUUAAAUGCCUACAUCAACAUCAAAAAAUCACCCAAAGCAGAGCUAUUCCUUUAUAAAACCUAUUUACCAUUGCUGAUUUUAUUUCAGCCAAUAUAUUAACAUCAAUUUGAUAUUUCAAAAUAUUAUUUCUGGCUGAUAAUCAGUUCAAGUGCCUUCUCUUCAGUGUUGGUCAUGAGUCCAGAAUGGUGGGAUACUAUAUUACUAGUGACUGACAGAAUCUCCCAGACUGAAAAUAACACAACUUUGUGCUAAAAGUAGCAAAGGCAUUUUGAAAUGAUUCCCUUUGGGUAGAAAAACUGAGAUGACUUGAGAUAAAAGUGUUUUAGAACAAUGCAGAUUUCCCUAAAUUCCUGUUAAGAGCAAGUUAAUUCUUAAAUCUAUAUUCUCAGAUGAUCACAUGUUCAUGGGUAAUAAACUGACAGUGGGCAAUUCUUUUAAGUUAGGUGUAUAAAUAAUAAUACUUAAUGUAACAUUUAAUUCAGUGACAAUUACAAAAAACCUUUUAGUAAUAACCAUAUAUACUACUAAAAACAUUUUCAGACUGAUUUACUUUCUUAUUUUACAUCAAUGGUUUGCAUUGAGAAUAUUUUUAAGCUUCCAGUGUAAAUUAUUUAUUUAAACACUAUCAAAACUGGUUCAAAACAUUCCGAGCUAGUCAGUGGUUUUUACGCUGACUGUACUGUAAAAGUUGUCAGUAAUUACUGGUUUGGUGACAUAACAUGUGUUAUGUUCUAUGAUAAUCGUGCCUAAUGUUAUAAUAAGAAUUCCUUUUUAAAACCUUUUAAUCAUGUACACAUAUUGUUGAGGCUCAGUAUGCUAAUUACAUUGCUGUGCUGUUGUGGCUCCAAAUUAUUCCAGCAAGUAGCUGGAAACAGCUUCACACAAAAGAACAAACCAAAUGUGCAGACUAUUUGAGGCUAACUGCAACUGACUACAUGUCCAAAGCAUACAAGAACACCACAGUACAACCACCAAAAGAACAACUCAUAUGCAUUGCAGAGCCAGUUCUGGCCAUGGAAAUAAAACAAAGAAUCCUUAAAUGAACAUUACUUUCCAUUAGACUUAUUCCAAUAUACAAAGUAGCAUCUUUGUAAAUCAGAUGUGCAGUAAAUGCCAAAUACAUACAGCAUUUUUUUUAUAAGGCAAAGGCUCAUUACAAAUAUUCAAUUGGAAGCUCAAAUAUUCCUGCAAGAACAAACAUCAAGAACCCAUUAUUUUUAAUAAUAUAAAAAAUAUAUGUAGCAAUGGCAAUUGAGUAAAGCAUUUUUACCCAAAAUAUCCCAGACAAAAAUAUUCUCGCUCUUUCUCUACCCCAAUCAUUGAAUAAAUUAGAAUGACAAAAGAAAGCUCGAUAGGAAAAGAAGCUUGCUCUUAACCAGGAACUUAGUCUCAUAGAAAUAAAUGAGAAAAAUUAAUUGUGUUGGGAACAAAUUUAUUAAGCAGAAUUUGUUUUUAUUACACAUAAUAGCCUGUAUAUCUUAAAUGUACCAUUUGCACAACUACACACACUGAUAAAUUACUUAACAUUUCAAAAUUAUUCUAAGAGUAAAAGAUAUUAUAUUACAUACAGUGAUCAGGGCUGAUGCAUCAGUUCAUACUGUGUUUCUUUGCAGCAACUGUACCUGGUAAAAUACUGAAUAGUUAUCUUGGUAUUUCUUCAAUACUGCAAGGAAACAUUGGUUAAAUUUUAUUAGUCUUUUCUAAAACAGACAUGCAAAAUAUUGUUUAUAUAGCUUUUUUUUAAAGCUGUUGUAUUAUUGGGAGCCAGCGGUUAAUACUGAAUAUAAAUUCAAAAUUUCCUUAAUGAACAAUUGUGUACCAGCUAGAUCUGGAUUUCAGUGCAUAUGAAUCAAAUUCAUGUUUGCAUGUCUCAUUUAUAAAGUGUUAUUUUACAAA